GUCACCAAACUUGACAUUUCACAAAAAUAAAACAUUAAAACGUUUAUAAUUUGUUAUAUACAGUAAUGCACUUUCAUGCGUCGUAUGUGUAUCUUAUGUAUAAAGUGAAAGAAAAAUAUUGUAAUAUGCUAUAGAAAGUGGUAUUAUCAAAAUGGCAGAGAAAACAACAGUGGGAGGUAUUCCAAUUGAAUGUUUAACUGGUGAAUCUGCAGCCAUUUGGUCUGGUUGGCGUACAUUAGGAGACAGAGAAGUUGUUAGAGAAGCAUCUGUUAAAGGCACUCAUAUUAAUCUUGCUUAUAAAUAUAUAGCUUACAGAAGAAGAUGUUCUAUUGAAGAAGCUCAGCAUUAUUUUAACAAAGAAGUAGAAAUAUGGAUUACAGAACUUCUGAAAAGAUACCAAAUUUAUAGAGCUUCACGAAUUCUAGAUAAUAUGAAUAAGAAUCCAGUGGAAUAUAUAUUUGAUGUCUGUAUAAACUGUAAGGAUUUUAUAUUAAGGAAUUAUUUAUCAGAAUUCUUAAUAAGUGCUGCACACUUUGAAGAUAAAUAUAUAAAUUCAUGGAACAUAAUAAAAAAUAUUGUAAAAUUUGAACAAAAAUAUAUGAUUGAAGAUGGCUUAAGCUCUUCUUUAUGUAUAGCAGAUAUUAUAAGAUUACCAGAAAUAGUAAAACAAGCAUUAUGCACCGAAUUAUAUUUUUCUACAACUGAUCAAUCUCUUUCAAUAAACAUAACUAAUAAUAUACUAUGGAAUUAUUUGCUAUCAAAUAAUAAUAUUGUAUUAAUCAAAUUUUGGAUUGAUAUUUAUUAUGGAAGUAAUACAACCGAAGAAUUAAAUGAAAUUAAUGAAGAAUACAAAUCUUUGUUUAAUACUUUGGAUAUAGUGCCAAGUAUGAUUGAAGCUAUUGAUUCUUCAAAUGCCAGUCCUCUUAUAAAAGAUUUAACUAAAAAUCAUCUAUGUAGGUAUGGCAUAUUUAUAGAGAAAGAACAAAAAGAUAUAAAACUAUUAUUAUCGCGAAUUUUUGGUAGUGCAAUAACAAUAUCAGAAUUGAACACAAUAUUAUCACAUGAAUCUUGCAAUAUUAAUAAAACUGAAUGUAUGAAAAUAAUUGAUAAAGAAUUGUGUCUUGCGCAUUGCUUAUAUCAAACAAAUACUCAAGAAAAUAAAACUAAAAUCACUGAAUUAUAUGAUGCAUUAACAAAAAUGUGUGAAAGUCAAGAACAGCUUCAAGAUGCAUUAAUGGAAGGGAUUUUUAAAACAAUUUCUUAUCUUUCUGAUGAUGUUACUAAAUAUUUGGAGCAGAAUUAUUUAAUAGUUUUUGUACUAAUAUUUUCACAUUUGUUUAAAGAAAAUAUGGUAUAUAAUCAGAAUAAAAAUACAAUAAUAAAACAAAAUGUACUAAGAGAUAUAUUUACAAGUGAAAAUGACCUGCAAUUAUGUGGCAAUAGUAUACCAAAUAAAGUUCUCCAGAAUAUAUUAAAAUAUGUACCAAUACUUGAAUCCAUUAUAGAAAAAAGAACAAAGAAGGAAGCUACAAUGUACGAAUUAUUAGAUGGUUACAAAAAUUUGAAUGUAAAGCAGUUAUAUAAAUGGCGUUUUAAUAAUGAACCUAUGCCUCAUUUUUCUAAUGAAGCUCUUAAUAAGAAAUAUGGACAUAUAGAAGCAUUAACAUACGAAUACUAUUUAAAAGAAGCUCGUCCUAAUAUGGCCAUAUUUAGCUUAAAAUUGUUUGAAGGAAAAUUAGUUGAAAAUGUUUCUUCUAGAAGGAAACGUAAAGCAGCUCUGUUUGCGCAUAUUUUCGCAUUACGAAAUUUAGAUAAACCAGAAAUAUUACGUACAUGUAUUUCUUUCAUUGAAAUGUUAGGUAUUGAUUCAGAAAAUUUGAGACUUUAUAUAACUGUAGCAAAUUACAUUGAUAAAGAAAUCGAUAUUUCUAUCGGAAAUUUAUUAGAAAAUAUAAUGUAUAGAAAUGAGGAUGAUUUGAAAAUUAUAAUGUUUCAUUUUGAAAGUAAUUUCCAAAAAAACUUUUCUAAUAAUUUAAUUGAAGAUAGUCAGCAAUUUGUAAAUGUAUUACAAACAUGGGAUGUUAUUGUACGAUUUGCAGGAGCACAUAAUUUUCCUUCACCAAUCAGUUUAUUAAAAUUGUUAGCAAGUCAGAAUUACUGGUUUGAAUUUAUAUUAGUUUGUCACAUCUUUAAUUAUCCUUUGAAUCAGAUAUUGGAAAACAUAACAUAUUUUGAUGACACAAUUCUCAGGGAACAUUUGUUAACUUGUUUGUGUAAUAUCCAACUUACGAAAUCUCAAUUAGCUGUCUGUAAUGAACAAAAAAUAAAGUCACGAGAUGUUAGACAAUCACUAUAUUACAAAAUUGGUGUUCAACAAAGUGGAUUGCAUACUUUGGAUUCUUCAGUAUCAGCAGAUUCAGUGAGCACUUCUGAUUUUCAUAGCUCGUGUGAAUACAUUAUAAAUGAUAACAUUUGUUUGCCAGAUGAUGAUUUAUGGCUAAUUAUUCUAAAAUGUCAUCAAAGUCCAGACCCACCUGGUGCUUUAAUAAAUUCAUCCCGGUUAACCUUAAGACCUUUUCUCACAGUCCUAGCAUCCUGUUAUGAGCCUUCUUCAGUUGCAGCAUAUUGUUAUUCAUGGAUGGUGAUAUCUACCUCAGAUGAAAAAAUGCUUUCUAAUUAUAAAGAAAAUUUGGAACAACAAGUAUGGACAGCAAAUCAAGUCUCUAACUUAUUAGAGCAGAUGGUAACCUGUGGAUAUAUUAAUAUUGUUAAUAAAGCUUACAAGAUUUUUAUGCCUGAAAAUCUCUUUAAUUCAUUUUUUGAAUUUCUUGUACAAUGUGUAAAUUAUGGCGAUUACAAUGUUUACCAACAAAAUUUAUUGCAUUUUAAAGUAUGCUGCAUAGACCUUAAAUGUAAUAAAACUAUGGAUUGGAAUUGUUCAGAUUCUACAUAUUUAAAUAAUUUAUACUGGAUUGCAGUUGUUGCAGUUAAAUGCAUUAUUGCAACACUAACUCAUGGUCUAAGAAGUACACAUUUGCAGAUAAAAUUCCUUGAAAUUUUAAUCACAUGUAAUUUUCACAUGAAUUUUCCAGUUUUGGUUCCAAAUUUCCAGUUGUUUUUACAAAUUAUAAAAAUUCUACAAAAAACCAAUGUUACAUUCAAUUUUGCAGCAUUCUCUGUAUUGGAUAAUAUAUAUAAUUUUGAUACAGAAAUUCGUAGAUGUAUUGAUGAUUUACUGAAAAUUGAAAAUUAUACUAAUGCCUUAGAAUUAUCAGAUGUGGCAGAAUUAAAUCCUUCUGAGAUAAUAUUAGCCCAGUAUCAAAGUAAAUUCAAUUAUAUGUAUAAAAAUGACAAAAUUGAAGAUAAUUUUUGGAAUGAAUGUGCAUUAAAUUUUAAAAAGUGUAAUGUAUCAUAUGAAAAGGCAGUAGAAUUUUUUGUUGAAUGUGCUGAAAAAGUUACUUCUCACAAGGAAAGAUAUGAAAUAUUAAAGCUAGCUUUUGAAAAUUUAAAAAAUAUUGAGACAGAACAACAAAAUAUUAAUACGCUAGAAACGGCAAUGUGGAAAUCGUGUAUAUUAGCGGGUCCCGAAAAUGUACAGUUAGAUAGUGGACCUUAUAUUUUUAAUAAAUUAAAAACAGAACUAUUAUCGGAAUUAAACGAAUUAAAAUUUGUUUAUACAUUGAAUAACAUGCAGGAGAAAAAUGCUGCUGAAAAUUUAAUUAAUAUAUUAAUUGAUUUAGGUAAAUUGGAUACUGCAUUAAGAAUAAGUAGAAUUUUUAAUUGCAAACAUAAGGAUUUACAAAUUCUUAUGUUAUGCUUGAGUUUAGCAGAAGGGGAAAUUUCACCAAAUGACUUAACUAUUGAACAAGAAAAUCUUCUGAAAGAAGAAAAUAAGAAUAAACAGCAAAGAUAUAAUGCAUUAAAGAAUCGUGGUUUACAAAGAUUGUCUUCAUGCUCCUCGAUAACCACUUCAAUCAGUAUAAGUGAAAUAAGUAAAGUAAAAGAUGAAAAUAUUCAUAAAGUACAAAUGGAGUGUUUAUUAAUUUUACAAAAAUUACUUGACACUUUGGAACAUGGAUUAGACAUAUGUCUCAGAAUUGUCUUAUGUUAUAAAUUAGCAAUGCAAUUGGGAAAACGUUAUGAGUUACUGCUAACAUUAAAUAAUCCAAUUCAGUUUUUACAAGAAAUUGCAGAACGUGAUAUUAAAAAUAAAUCUGAAGUUAUUAAUGAUAUAAUUAUAGCAUACAAAAUAAAUAAUGACGCUAUGGCUACAUUUUUGGCUGAAAAUAUUACGCUAAAUAUUACCCGCGUUGUAGAAGAUGAAUAUGAAAAUAAUGUUUACUUAUGGGGAUAUUGUUUAAAUACAAAUUUUCGUAUUAUUAUGGAAUUAUGCAAUGAUGUUUCACUCCUUGGUUGGAAACUCUUAAAAACAGCAAAUAAAUUGCUUGGACAUGGUGACAAAACAGAUGCAUUGAAUUUAAAGACAAUUGUAGAAUUAUUAAUACGAGCUCAUGACUGUUUUACAACUUCCUGUAAUAUGAAAGGAAUAGCAUCAGUAUUAUAUAAAUGUCAAAAUUUCGCAGAUAUUUUGCAGAAUCUUAAGUAUUGGACAUUAUUGGUACGUCUUGUAACAGGUGUUGGUCGUUUUACAGAAAUGAAUUAUAUAUUUCAUAUUUUAAAAGAAAAUGACCAAUUCGAAUUUUUACUUGGAAAGGGAUUAAAUAAGGUAAAUGGUUUAAAAACAGCACUUUUGGAAUUUUUGAAACGUCAUUGCCCUGAAAAUAAAGAGCUUUUUACUCUAGUAGCUUUACAUUUUCAAUUAUAUCAUGAACUAGCACUUAUGUGGGAAAAUGAAGCAAAAAAUAUAAUUAAAGCAAUAAUAUUAGAUGCUAUAAAAGCUCAUAAAUUACAAAAUUCUGUACAACAUGAAAUAAAAUUCAUUAAAACUGAAAAUAUUCAGAAACAAUUACACUUAACUGUAACUAAUUAUACUCAUGCAACAGAAUAUUAUUUACAGGCUAAUAAAUUAAAUCUUGCUAGUCAAUGUUCUGAUCAAGUACAAUUAGUUGAUCUUCAACUUUCACUUCUUAAUACAGUGUCUUAUAAUCAAGAAGCAAUUUGUAUUCUUAAUUUAAAACCUGAAGAUAUUGAUAAAGUAUUAUGUCAUAAUUUAAGCUUCUCUCAAGCUUUUAUUGUGGUACAUGCUUAUAAUCAUCAUGUGGAUUGGGCUAAUCUGAUUUAUAAUCACUGCAUAUUAAAUGGAGAAACAAAAUAUUUGAAAGAUUUUAUAACUGUAAAUAAGAUUACACCUGGUCUGGUACAAGAUUGUGCACGCAGAUAUAGAUUAGAAAAAAACAUUACUCAUACUAUGUCAGACAACAUGAGAAUAUUAAUUUCUGAACUAUCAGAUGUAGAAUGUAAAUAUAUACUAGCUAGUCAGUUGGGAUUUAAAAAUAUUGUAGAAACAAUGCUCUGUAAUCCUAUGAUAAAUGCAUACCUUAAAGAUAUUGUAUGGAAAAGAAGAAUAUAA
Messenger RNA from Eufriesea mexicana, 5530 nucleotides. RefSeq names its product spatacsin (gene SPG11). NCBI's taxonomy places the organism in Eukaryota, Metazoa, Arthropoda, Insecta, Hymenoptera, Apidae. The transcript has 23 exons. The coding region runs from base 152 to 5530 and encodes 1792 amino acids. Gene Ontology annotation, cellular component: dendrite; axon; synapse. Gene Ontology annotation, biological process: axonogenesis; chemical synaptic transmission; synaptic vesicle transport. The record is from RefSeq and is a predicted model, not a curated record.